This is a messenger RNA of Funneliformis caledonium, 160 nucleotides long. The record is from the annotation of a GenBank genome assembly. Lineage: Eukaryota; Fungi; Glomeromycota; Glomeromycetes; Glomerales; Glomeraceae.
CUUUCAGUAAUGUUGCUUUCUCAGCUCCUUCUUCUAGUGAGAAACACUCAAGCUUGGUGAAAAGGCAAGAAUGCCCCUGUACAACUGAUGUUCAAAAUGAUUCUUCGUGUUGCCUCAAUGAAUCAGACAUAUUUGAUUGUGAAUAUUGUCGUCCUACAUG